AUGGGAUCUAAAUUGUCAUGCAUGUCUAAACAAUCUGAAAAUAAUGGAAAAAUACCAAAAUCAAAGAAACCAAAAUUACUGACUAAAGAUGAAGCAACAAACGAGGUAGUUACAGUGACAACAAAGGUUAUUGAAGAUAAAUCUGAACCCCCUAUAACAACUGACGAAUCAAUCAAUAAUCAUAUUGUACCCAUUGAUAAUGAAACGAUUAAACUACGUUCACAUAUAUCUAUCUUAGAACCAGCACCAUCUAAUUAUGAAUUACCUAAACCAUUAUCUAUGUCACCUACAAUGAAUAUUUCAUCAAAUUCAAUUAAACCAACAUUAGAUCCAUCUACAUUUACUAAACAACUGAUUAUUAAUAAAUCAACAUUAGAUGAUAAUCAUAUUGCUCAACCUGUUGAUAGUAUAGCACGUGAAUUAGCUAGAAGUCAUACUAAACCAGCAACAUGGAAAGAUUUAUAUUGGUCAUUAAUUGGUAAACGUAAUCUAAUCAAUGAUGAAUUAAAAGUUAAAGCAUUAUUUUCAUGGUUAUGUUCAAUACCAGUUGGUUCCAUACCAUUUUUAACUUAUGAUGAAUUACAACAAGCUGAACAAGAUGAUAUACAAUAUGCAAAAGAAGCUUUAAAGAAUAAAUCGAAAAAAUUAAAAUUAGAUUCACCAGAAUUUAUAUUAAAUGAAAUGUCAUAUGGUAAAGCAACAUAUCUUCAAGCUUUUGAAUCAUUAUGUCAUUAUUCAAAUAUACCAUGUGUAACAGUGAAAGGUUUAGCUAAAGGUGUUGAUUAUGUAGUUGGUAUGCGUUUAAAUGAUAUAAAUGAUCAAUUACAACAACAACAAUCAUCAUCAAUUAUGCAUCGAUUACAACAUGCAUGGAAUGCUGCUUAUUUAGAUAAUAAAUGGGCAUUAUUUGAUCCAAUGUGGGCAGCGCAACGUUUAGCUGUUAGUGCUAAUACACGUUUAUCUCAAUUAGUACAAACUGGUCAAAUGGAUUAUGAAACAGAUAUGUUUUAUUUUAAUGUUGAUCCAGCUAAAUUUAUUUAUUCACAUUAUCCAUUUGAUGAAAAUUGGCAAAUGUUAAAACCACCAGUUACAUUAAAAGAAUUUGAAAACAGUGUUCUAUUGAAACCAGCUUUCUUCCGUCAUGGUCUUGGAUUACUGUCACAUCAAGAUUGUGUUAUACUUGCACCAAAUAAACUUGUUAUAAAAUUAUCCAUGCCAAAAACUUUAACAGAUACAUUGAAGUUUACAUUCAAUUUAAAAUAUGAAGGGAAGGAUGAUAAUCUAGAUUUGCCAAAUCUAAGUCAGUUUGGAAUACAUGAAUUAUCAAGACGUGAUGCAACGGUUACAUUUCAUUUUCGUUUCCCAAAACCUGGAGGUUAUAAGCUUACUUUAUAUGCACAACGUAUUGGUGAAAAGUUAUUUGCAGAUAUAUGUGAAUAUCGUGUAGAAUCAAAAAUGACUCUUACAAUUCUACCGUUUCCUCCAACAUCACAAGGACAUUAUGGUCCAGCUGAAAAAGCUAAAGAAUUAGAUAUUAUUACUAUACCAGAAGAUUUAGAAACUCACUUAAAUUGUCAUACUGGAAUAUUAGAAAUUAAAUUUACAACUAAAGAUCCACAACGCAAGCUUCCACGUUUAACUGCACGUUUAAAAUCAUCAAUUCAUGAAACAUCAAUGCUUACGGACUGUAUACUAUUGCGUAAUAUUGAAGCAACAUCACCGGGUAGUUUAAAUUCUGCAACAAAUCGUUUAUCUGGUACACAAACUAUACAAGGAUCACGUAUUAAUAUGAUAAUAUUGACAGCAUAUUUACCAACAGGUGGUGAAUAUGCAUUAGAAGUUUAUGGUGCACCAGCUGAUUCAGAUGAGAAUACUUCAUAUUUCUUGGUUUGGCAGUUUUUAAUCAAUUCUGAAUAUGGAGUUCGAUUAUCUACUCCAGUUAGAAAACGUUUAGCUACAAUGAAUCUAGGUCCUCAAGAUGAAACAUGGUCUACAUUAGGUUUAAAAUUACUUAGUCAUGAUGAUCCUUUAAUUCAUGUUCCAACAGCUGGUUCUAUUGAAUUAAAAAAGACUCGAAGUAAAUCAGAAAUUAUGAGUCAGUAUAUGAGUCAAGGAGAUAAAAUAAUGAAUGGUGUAUCUACAAAUGAUUCAUUAAUAGUUCCUACAACAUCACCAGAUCAAACAAAUGAAAUAGAUGAUGAAGUACAAGAUCCACGUAGUUGUGAUUUGAAAAUAAGAAUUUCCAAAGAAUCUCAACAAAAACUUUAUGUCGUUGGACAGUUUGUAGAUAUAAGUACACCAGAGGAAGAGGAUUGUACAAAUUAUCUAUUACAACAAUGGGAUGAAAUUGAAGAACCAAAUAUAAAUGAACAUUUAACCUAUUUUAUUCGUAUACCAAAAGGUGAUCAUUUUUAUAAAUUAUAUAUAUAUGCAAUACCAAUUAAUAAUAAUGAAUUACCACAAUCAUUACCAUUAGUUUAUACAUAUUUAAUUGAAGCACCACCACGUAUUAUGUCAUCUGAAAUACCAUAUAUUGGUGUAAAAUGGGGUGGAUUUCCUGAAAAAUUAGAACAACAACAACAACACCACCACCACCACCAACAACAACAAAACCACCACCACCCCCAACAACAACAACAACAACAAAUAACUAUUACAUAA
Molecule: messenger RNA, 2661 nt
Organism: Schistosoma mattheei
Lineage: Eukaryota; Metazoa; Platyhelminthes; Trematoda; Strigeidida; Schistosomatidae
Source: the annotation of a GenBank genome assembly